CCAGAGCCGCGGGCGUUGGGAGUCGGUGGCGGCGGCAUGGACGCGGACAGCCUCCUGCUGUCGCUGGAACUGGCUUCGGGCAGCGGGCAGGGCCUGAGCCCGGACCGUCGGGCCUCGCUGCUCACGUCGCUGCUGCUGGUGAAGCGCGACUACCGCUACGACCGCGUCCUCUUCUGGGGCCGCAUCCUCGGCCUGGUCGCCGACUACUACAUCGCGCAGGGCCUGAGCGAGGACCAGAUGGCCCCGCGCAAGACGCUCUACAGCCUGAACUGUACAGAAUGGAGCCUCUUACCGCCAGCCACAGAGGAGAUGAUAACACAGACGGACGUGGUGAAGGGCCGCUUCAUGGGGGACCCCUCGCAUGAGUACGAGCACACAGAGCUCCAGAAGGUGAACGAAGGCGACAAGUCUUUUGACGAAGAAGUCGUGGUCCAGAUCAAGGAGGAGACCCGCUUGGUGUCCGUCAUUGACCAGAUUGACAAGGCGGUGGCCAUUGUUCCCCGGGGCGCCCUCUUCAAGACCCCUUUUGGGGCCACUCAUGUGAACCGGACCUUUGAAGGACUCUCCAUGUCUGAGGUCAAGAAGCUCAGUUCCUACUUCCACUUCAGGGAGGCGGUGGACCUGAAGAACAAGACCUUGCUUGAGAAGGCUAACCUGGACCCCUCCCUGGACUUCCUGGAUUCCCUGGAGUACGACGUCCCCAAAGGGUCCUGGAGCAUCCAGAUGGAGAGGGGCAAUGCCUUGGUGGUGCUGCGCAGCCUGCUCUGGCCAGGCCUCACCUUCUACCAUGCUCCUCGCACCAAAAACUAUGGCUACAUCUACGUGGGCACUGGCGAGAAGAACCUGGACCUGCCCUUCAUGCUGUAGGGCGGCACCAGCCGGGGGAUUUUAGUCGGUUAUAAAUGCUAUUGAACUUGG
Perognathus longimembris pacificus (Pacific pocket mouse) is the source of this 918-nucleotide messenger RNA. RefSeq names its product radial spoke head component 9 (gene Rsph9). The transcript is spliced from 5 exons. Gene Ontology annotation, biological process: motile cilium assembly; axoneme assembly; cilium movement involved in cell motility. Gene Ontology annotation, cellular component: axoneme. The record is from RefSeq and is a predicted model, not a curated record. NCBI's taxonomy places the organism in Eukaryota, Metazoa, Chordata, Mammalia, Rodentia, Heteromyidae. The coding region runs from base 37 to 867 and encodes 276 amino acids.